Messenger RNA from Dermacentor andersoni, 7556 nucleotides. RefSeq lists its product as uncharacterized. Lineage: Eukaryota; Metazoa; Arthropoda; Arachnida; Ixodida; Ixodidae. The record is from RefSeq and is a predicted model, not a curated record.
UUUGGUAUUAAUUAGUGCGCGGUGAAUUAACACACAUUUAAUUAGGGCGCUCGAACCCACGAGCUAUGGAGGAAGUCGAACUGAUGACCUUGCGUUGUUGCAUGAUGUCUAAGCCUCGCGCGGUGGUCGCAGUGCUUUCGCAUUCAUCCACGUAGGGAUAAGUAAAUGCCCCUUGAUUUUCUUUUCCUUUUUUUUUUUUACUGCGACGUUGUUUACCGGAGGUACGCAAAUAUUCUUGUGCGGUUCAUGGUGAAAGCCGGCGUGCGGUGGCGAGGUCGAUAUUAAAUUUAAUACAACGCAACGUGUCUCAGAGUUGAUUCGCUUUAAAAUUGGCUUUGAAACGUAAUGAUCAAUGAUUAUUUUUCUCACUGCAUGUGGUACUGCAUCUUUUAGCUAAAUGUUGGAACCCAUGUUCAUGUACUAUAUUAUGAAAGAAAUGUGCAGGUCCAAUUACAUGUUCGUAUUCAGAUUUAUUGGUUCCAAAAAAAAGUGGUUACAACAUAAGAAAUAUACAGACGAGGAUCCCAAAGUGAAAGAACUGUAGUGGGACCCUCGGUUAAUAAUAACAUUGAUGGUGAUAUCUAUACACAGAAAAUGAGCGUUAUUCUCAAAUAACAUCGACAGAUUAAACACAUCAUUAUACGUUUCAUUUAAAAUCGAACCUGAAAAAGCACGUCAUAAGAUAAAGUGGGGAAAAAGCAUGGAUGAAUCACAAGAAGUUACUUGUGAGACAGAAGUCAAAGGCACACCGCCGGGAUCGUAGUAAUCACAGGAAUGUAUGUAUGUAUGUAUGUAUGUAUGUAUGUAUGUAUGUAUGUAUGUAUGUAUGUAUGUAUGUAUGUAUGUAUGUAUGUAUGUAUGUAUGUAUGUAUGUAUGUAUGUAUGUAGCAGUUUUCCCGCCUACCUGGGUCACAGGCUAGAAUGGUUAGCGCAUUGGGAUGCUGUACUGAAGAAACAGCGUGCGAAGCAAACCAUCGGACCAACUUGGGUCACUGAAUAUGUGACAGUGUGUAAAUACGUGCCGCUCUUCAACGAACCUCUUUCACGCCUACAUGAGUCAAUGUAGACGCCAGACCGGGUAAGUGCCGCAGUACCGCUGAGUAUACGUGCCACUCGGUUUGUGCUAGUCUCCAAUUGAUCUAUUUGACGUCAACUUGGGUAACUAGGUAUGUGCCAGUGGGACUGUGUCGCUUUACAAUGACGAAAAAUGUCCCUUAAGUUUCUUCUAUGCCGAGCGGAAUUGAACCCACGUCACAAGGGUUACUCAAGGACAGCUACACGACGCACUACCAGGCUGGGCCGCAAAUGCACAGGGCAUGUGCCGCUAUCAAUGAACUCCUUUCACGCUAACGCUAUAGUGAGCUGUCCCACGAAUGCAUUGGGCAUGUGCCACUCUUCAAUGAAACUCUCGCCUAUUUGAGUCACUGAGUACGUGGCCCUGAGUGUGCGGCAAGCGAGGGAACAAUUCUCAGCGUUCGCAGCCACGCUUCCCGUCUGGGGGGCCGCGCCCGGACUGCUCGGCAACGCCACGCUAAAUGAAGCACAGUGUGUCAAGAAGGAUCCACGAGACAGGAGCCCGGUUGCCGCUUGAAGCGUUUCACAGCAUUUACACGCACCGGUGCGUCAUGCAUUUCGGAGGCCGCGCGCAAGCUUCGCGGCGGCGGCGCUAGAUGGCGCCGAGUGUUCUUAGGGAAGCGCGAAAGAGGAAUCCCGCUGCAGUACACGCCUCGUACAUAACUCGUUUCUACGGUAACAAUACGUCGUGUCGCUAUGUUUAUUCAAAGCUAAACGCAUUACUGUGGACAGGCUUGACACAAGGCUAAUGGUGUAAAUAAAUAAAUGAAUAAAUAAAUGUUUCCGUUACGUCCUUUUUUAAUCCUUGGACUACUACUGCUAAUUUAUACUUACCUGCCUUAUGAUCAACUGUAAUGGAGUAACAAUCGAGGUUUCCCCGAGUUCUACUUUGAGACCUCCUCCUGCGGCAAUUACGUACCAGCGCACUUCUGUAUCUCUAUGCCAUGCGAGUGAACUUCGGACUGAGGAACCACAUGUACAACUCAUGGAAAUCGCCGCGCGGCUCGCGCAGGUGUCCCUGCGGACCCUGGGGCCCACGGCACCGGAUGCGGCCUCGUUGCACUCGACCGCGGCUGCUGCGACCGGCCCGCCCCUGGUGCCCUUCUUUCCCCCGCGAUCGGUGCUGCGCGGCGGCUUCGGCCGCUACCAGGGCCCGCUGAGCCAGUGGCAGAUCAGCGCCGACAUGUACAUCGACAGCGACAUCCGCAAGAGGGGCCGGCGAAGAGUGGUGAGCCACUCAUGCGGCGAGGCGAAGGCUCCCAUGGCACCAGUGGAGCGCGUGGAACGGCGGCCGGCCCGACCACCAGCCGAGCCCUGCCCUCGUCGCGAGGACGUGGACCGUGAGAUGGGCCUACCGCGGCGCCGGCUCGUGCUCAAGGGACCGCUGCACGCCACAUCGUACGCGCACUGGUACUCGAGGGUCUUCAGCCCGGCCUCUUCGUCCAACGAGGACUGUUGAACAUCACGCCGUGUCUGCUGAAUACUAAACUCGAGCGAUCGACGUCGCGAGGUUAUCUACCAUCGAGGUGAACGUCUGUGCAAGCCGACCCUCCACUUCCGCUGUUUAGAGAGCGUGGCGGCUUUGUAACAGAUACAUACUGGACAGCCUCACAUCGUGGACUGACGGCCCGAUAUCACGAAACGUUGUGGUUCGUUCCUAUAAUUCAUUUUCGUGAAUCACUGGCAACUACGACAGAGUUCGUAUACAACUCAGUGCCUGAUAGUCCAGGACCGCAGCCCCUUUUGUAAAUGAGAAACCGUGAUACUGUUACAGAGGACGAAUUUUCAAAGCAGUCGCUGCAAGAAGCUUAACCAAUGCCGGUAGCGAUCUGUGUUGUGCGCUGCUCGUUUGAUUCGCCAUUUCACAGAGGACAAAGCUAACAGGACUGGCGUUGUUCGUGCAGACAUGAGAAGGCCAUCUGCUGUCAUUCGUUCAGUGAUUAGGCCUAACAGAGUUGAAAUGACAGUAGUGCCUGCCAUGAAAUUUUGCAUAGUCAGUGUACUUUGGAGUAAUAGAAUAACACAUUCCGGGAGCAAAACAACGUAUAGUAGUUGCUGAUCUGUAACAAGCACAUGCCAAUAAUAAUGGCAAGUUCAACCUAUAGUUUUUAACUUUCAUCUGAGCUGACAUGAAAAACAUCGUUUGGCAGCAAGAGGUGUCACGAAAAGUCUCGUUCGUUACUAGAGCAUGAUGACAGCAUGCUCUAGUACCGUGCAAUACUAGAGCAUGAUGCACCUUGGGAGUGCCACUGCAAAAUGUUACUCUACAGCCACAAUAUAUGUAUGGUUUGCAAACGGUCAUUAAACGAACAAAAAAAAAGAUUAUCCAGUCUAUUCACCUUAACACUAUAGCAUUGAGACAGUAUAUAUUGCAAACUUGCUUUAUAUUUUGGCGGCACAGCCUUUAAAAACCACAGACUGGUGGGUGCUCAUUAUAUAUGUUGUACGGCCUGGGGAAAGACUCAUUAGUUAUUUACUAGCAGGCAGAACUUGCAGCAAUUGUCUUAUCCGUCUUAUCGCUAUAGCUGGCUGCCAGCGACUAUCUCAGGUAGCUUUUAAAGCCCCAUGGUGUUUAAUAAAUACAUGUCAAAGCACUAAGCUUGUGCUAGUCCAUCUGCACAUGUUUGUCUACACUACACAGAACUAAGCAACACAAUGCUGGCAGCAAAGGAGUAAAGGUUGCCCAUCAGGCAUAGCAUAAGCCACAGUUGCGAUGCAUUCCUAGCUUUGAGAACCUGCACAAUAAUGUGUUGCACGCCUGCACAGCAUCAUGAAAAGCUCGAUGUUACUUUUGAAUAGAGUCAAGAUUUAGCAAAAUGCGAUAUCAACAGACGCAAUGAGAUAACCGACAUUGAAUUGCCCUGGUGGAUCACAGUUCUUUGACUACCGAAUCAUACAAGCUGCUUGAAAUUCCCAGAACUGUUCUUAUUGAAUUUACAUCCAGUAAUACAUGCCCAUAAGGCACGGAAAUGAGGUCAGAAGUGUCCAAAUACCUUGAACAAGAUUGGCAACCCAUUCGAUGACGACAGGACUGCAACAGAAGGAUUUCUGUUUUAUAGACAUACCGAAAUAGAACUGUUAAUAGCUGUGGAGCUUUCUGUUGCAUUGUAAGCAGCUUUGAGCAAUCUGCCUUACUUUUUUUCUCUAUUCAAUGAAAGUAAUAUCCUUGGGGCAUUGUCUAAUGCUGGCAGGCAGCAGAAUACUAAAAUAAGUAUGAAAUGUGUUGCAAGGGUCAUAAUGUCUGCACGUUGUUUCUUUCUUAUCUCUGCAACAAGGAACUUUGCAGGUCAUGCAUUUUUUAUCUUUUUUGCUUGCACAAAUAAAAGUGAUCGGCCCAACUUAUUUGAGAGGCAAAAUGGGCGAGUUUAUCUCUGUGUAAGAAAUCUCAAGCUUCGAUUGCUUAGAUAGUACACAGCUCCUUGAGUGUGACCAAGUGCCGUAUUUAGUAGUGGGCAAGGUCAGUAACACAAGGCUAGUGAAGAAAGAGCUGCGACAUCACACUUAGUGCGCCAACAUCCCAUGGAUCCAAAAGCAGGCAUCACCAAGCCAGAAGAGGUGCUUAUCGCGUUCAUGCUUUCAUCGCUGCACGAUUUCCCAUAGGAAAGCCUACUGCAUGUAGCAUGACAAAUCCAAGUUUGCCAGUUUAUGUUGUGUGGCUCAACGGCUAACAGUAUAAAGAUUUUCAUAACAGGUGCACUUCUCUGCAUAGCACAGUUGGCCAACUAAUGGUGGCGCCAUUCGCGAUUAAAAUCAAGAAAUGCUACCUGCACUUAAGGCGCUUCUCUUUUGCACAUGGUUUCAUCACAAGGGCCAUAUUUACAUUUUGUGUGUCUUAAGCAAACAGAGUUGUAUGUGCCGAUUGCAGAAAUGAUUACACUGUCAUUGGCUUUGCAAACUACCUCGUAGGAAAGGUAUAGUUUACAGUUAUGAAAUGGGUCCAUGUACAACAUUUUAGCAAAGCAAUGUAGCAGACUUAUGACAGUGGCGGAUAAAUGCUUUCUCCCAUUGUUUCAGUAUAUAAAUGGGCCACGAACACUGGGCACAGAUGGAAUGUUUAACUAAAGAAGCAUUGUUCAAAUGUGCAGUAUGAGCAGUUACUUAGGCAGAGAAAGUGUGACUGAAAUUGCCUACUGUGGUUGUUUUGAGCAUACUUGUCUACACAGCGGUGGCAAAGCCAGCUAACAAACAUCUUUGAGAGAUAACAGAACACACAGAGUGCCCAAUUUGCAACGCAUAUAAGAACAAAAUGUCGAUAUCGUGCUUGUGAUAUUGCUAAAUGUCAGCAUCUGCAGCCUCUAGCAGUUUGGCUGCUCUGAAUCCUUUUUGAUACACAGGCGACUAGUGCACUAGAGGAAUGAAACAAAACAUUGUCUGCCCACUGAGCGCAGCUACACAGGUUCCUCUUCUACAAUGAAAAAUUGCAGGACACAUGCUGUUCGAAGUUACUGAGGCCUGAAAAACGGUAGCGAGCAGCUUUGAUACAGGAAGUCGCAGUUCACCUCGCAUAGCUGGCAAAGUUCAAACAUUUGUGUGCAAGGCAUUAUGUCAGCAGUGACUAAAACCGACACGACAAAAUAUGCUCAACUUCAGUGGCAUAGUCUAUUCUCCUGAGCACCAUCACAUUUUCCAAGUAGGUGCCUACCUACUACGUUAGGGUCUUGACAUGUGCGAUUUGAAUAUCACCAAUUAACAAGGUUGGUCAUUAUGCACCCAUAUACGCAUUUCUGAAGCAUUGCAACUGCAUACUUGCCAACUUAAAUUUUUAGUAACGUCUACGAAUUUGGGCUGGUUGUACGAUUUUACGGAUAUUGCACUAAGAUUUAACACCAUUAAAAGAGCUCAAAGAUGGUGUGCUGCAAGGUCUCAAAAGAUGCAUGCAAAAGAAAUUGCAAUUGUACCUGCGCCGCUUUUAUAUGCUAGCGCAAGAUGCCACAUACCGGAAAAGUACAGUUAAACUUCGAUAUAAUGAAGUCGGUAAAAUCGGCAAUUUGCUUCGUUAUAUCAAAAUUUCAUUCCAUUGAAAUUUGACCUUUUAUACAAAGUACAGUCGCCAAUCGAUUUUUCUUGCACAGCAAGAGGACACAUUACUUUCCGAAUUAACCUGCAAUCAGAAAAAGCAAAUUUGAAUGAGAAAACAAUUUUGAUAAAUGUGGGAGUCGGCGGCUAUGAUACGGUUUCAUGUCACAUACAUCGACAAUAUCUUCUCGGCGUACGAAUUGGGUGAAGCCAGCCACGUUUUUGCAUGCACUAUGCCCCCGUGGCUGAUAGCGUCUCCCGCACUGGGAGGCGCUAUCAGGAAAAGCGCUGGCAGCGGGGAGCGAAUGCCUUGUCUGCCUCUCGCUCCAACGGGUUACCGAAACUCGAGAUUACGCAAACCCCAAUACUAAGCACGCCGUUAGAAAGCUUACAUGGUGCCACGCCGUCCCGGCAUGCCCCGUAUUUGCAUACGCGGCAGAUUACCUCUAAAGCAUGGUGCACGGCUGCGUAUGCGCUCAGUCGCGCUUACAGCCAUGGCCGAGACGCAUGCAACGUAGGCAAACAUACCACCCGCACCCCCUUGCGCGCGGUUGAUCGCGUUACCGCAAGCUCGCUCCCCUCCUCUUCUUUCUGUUUGCUCGCACGGCAAGGCGGCACUCGUGAAGCCAGCACCUUUCUUGUCUCUCUCUCGCACACUUUCACUCACACCUAAUGCACACAGUGCGUGGGGCACGAUCCUAUCGCACUAGGACUUUAUACAGAACUAUAUACCAGCUUCCCUUCGGCAGUCGCUCUUGUCGCACGGCGCAAGAUUUGAGAGGUGCGUUUGCAAGGAGCCACUUGUAGUUCAAACAUUUGACCAUCUGCAUCUGCGGAUGUUUCCAUUUAUUGUCUCAACAUUCCAUUGUGGCGGCAGUGAAAUUUCAUUAAAGUGAAAUCACGUACAAACACGCUUCGUUAUAUUGAGGUUUUAAAUACAUGUUCUAUGGGCAAGAUGUUAUGAAAAGUUAAAUACUUCGUUAUAUAGAAAAUUUAGUUAUAUCGAAGUUCAUUAUAUUGAGGUUCAACUGUACUUGUUUCAAGUAAGUUUAUUAAAGAAAGCUUUUCAAGCAGGCAAUAUUUAACAGCAAAGCCGUUGAAAAUGUGACUGUGAUGUAAAAACAAUGUUUUGCUCGUCAGUAUCUGUUGUUUCAUGUUUGCUGCUGCCUAUAUUGCUGCGUUUAAAAGUCACCGUUAAUAAAGUGCACAUGUAUCACAAUAGAUGUGCGCUCAGGGCAAACUUAAACAAAAGAAGGCAUGCUAUUCCCCUCCAUUAUCAUGUUCACGUGAUUGUCACGAAUAUUAAAGUUCACGGGUUGGCAGGUGUAUUGCAGCUAAACAAGAGGCAGAGAAAUGCCAUUCUUUUGUACCACUACCACUUUUAUAAAAUUCAAGCAAAAAAAGGUGUUCAAAUGUAAAACAUACUAGCACAGACAGAAUAAAAGCCUCUUUAUUCUCAUUUGAAA